Molecule: messenger RNA, 1127 nt
Organism: Loa loa (African eye worm)
Lineage: Eukaryota; Metazoa; Nematoda; Chromadorea; Rhabditida; Onchocercidae
Product: glyceraldehyde-3-phosphate dehydrogenase
Exons: 7
Coding region: 1-1023 (340 amino acids)
Biological process (GO): glucose metabolic process
Molecular function (GO): NADP binding; oxidoreductase activity, acting on the aldehyde or oxo group of donors, NAD or NADP as acceptor; NAD binding
Source: RefSeq, a predicted model, not a curated record
AUGAGCAAGCCAAAGGUUGGAAUAAAUGGAUUUGGUCGCAUCGGUCGACUUGUCUUGAGAGCAGCAGUUGAAAAGGACACUGUUGAUGUUGUCGCUGUCAAUGAUCCAUUCAUCAACAUUGACUACAUGGUGUACAUGUUUAAAUACGAUUCAACCCAUGGCCGUUAUAAGGGUACGGUAACUGCUGAGGGUGGCAAAUUAGUAGUUUCAUUAAAUGGCAAAAGCACCCAUAAAAUUUCGGUUCACAAUAGCAAAGAUCCAAAAGAAAUUCCAUGGGGAACAGAUGGCGCAGAAUAUGUUGUCGAAUCGACGGGCGUUUUUACAACAACGGAGAAAGCAAGUGCGCAUCUGAAGGGUGGUGCCAAGAAAGUCGUUAUUUCUGCUCCAUCAGCUGAUGCACCAAUGUUCGUAAUGGGUGUCAAUAAUGACAAAUAUGAUAAGGCCAACAAUCACAUCAUCUCUAAUGCUUCUUGCACCACCAAUUGUCUGGCUCCUUUGGCUAAGGUCAUCCAUGACAAGUUUGGAAUCAUUGAGGGCCUGAUGACCACUGUACAUGCAACAACGGCCACUCAAAGACCGUCGAUGGGCCGUCCGGAAAGCUGUGGCGAGAUGGUCGUGGUGCUGCCCAAAACAUCAUCCCGGCAAAGCACUGGUGCAGCGAAGGCUGUAGGAAAAGUCAUUCCGGAUUUGAACGGGAAGCUUACUGGUAUGGCUUUCCGUGUACCAACUCCGGAUGUAUCAGUUGUUGAUCUCACUUGCCGACUGCAGAAGGGUGCAACUAUGGAUGAAAUUAAGGCCGCUGUAAAGGAGGCAGCUGAGGGAUCGAUGAAGGGGAUUCUUGAUUAUACUGAGGAUCAGGUCGUCUCGACAGAUUUCACGGGUGAUACGCAUUCGUCAAUUUUUGAUGCUAAAGCUUGCAUUUCGCUCAAUUCAAAUUUCGUAAAACUGAUUGCAUGGUACGAUAAUGAAUAUGGCUACAGUAACCGUGUCGUCGAUCUUAUCUCGUAUAUUGCUAGCAAAUAAGCCAUCCUUUUAAGCCACCCUAAAACUCUACCAACUAAUAAUAUAACCUUUAAUGCUGCUCGUAUUGUACAAUCUAGGAAUUUCAAAAUAAAUAUUAAUAAAGA